AUGCUCAGCUUCCAUGGGAAGUAUGCCAGGGUCACGAGGGUCACGGGAAACUUAAUCUGGAAGUCAGAGAUCCACCUCAUGCGCCGCAUCCAGCCGCCAGAUGGCGAGAUCCUCCGCAACUUCAACGAGCUCUCCCGCGUGGUCCAGGAGAUUGACGAGCAGGACUUCCAGCGGCGUGCGGGAGGAUAUGGAUAUGAUGUCAAUGAUUUUGAUUUACAGCGAUUCUGUGAGAGGGAGUGGCCCGCAUUUCAGGUUGGCUGGCCAGAUGUGGGGUCUGUCGACCUCACGACUGCCUACCGGGUCCAUCAUGUGAUCUAUGGCCGGCCGGGCCACCCUGACCAAAUUCCAUACAUCCAGGUCUGGGUUGACAUCCUGGCCGAAAAACCCCGAUGGCUAAAGACUUGUCUAAGCCAACAAAAACAAUUGGGACAGAGACAGACAGUCCUGUUGGCCACUCCGGGAAAAGGGGAAGUUCAGCCCGUUCUUCAGAGCAACCAGGAGGAGAGUUCCCCGCAGGCAGGGCCCUCGGCCCUCGGCCCUGACGGACAGCCCUUUAUGGUCUACGUCCCUUUUCCCACCAGGGAUCUAUAUAAUUGGAAGAAUCAGAACCCCUCCUUCUCUCAAAAUCCUCAGGGGUUGAUCUCCCUCCUUGAGUCAGUCUUUCUCACCCAUCAGCCGACCUGGGCUGAUUGCCAACUCCUCCUCCAGACCCUGUUUACUUCCGAGGAGAGGGAGCGGAUUAGAGCAGAGGGCCGAAAGUUAGUCCUUGGUCCCGAUGGACAACCCUCUACUGACCCAGGGAGAGUGGAAACUCUCUUCCCAGCGGGGAGACCUCAGUGGGACCCUAAUUCGGGGGGGAGGGAGGCUCUUGACCGGUAUCGCCAGACUCUCCUGAGGGGAAUCCGGGCAGCGGCUCGGAAGCCCACAAACCUGUCAAAGGUGACAGAAACGGUUCAAGGACCAAACGAAAGCCCAGCCGCUUUUCUGGAGAGGCUGUGUGAGGCAUACCGGGUGUACACUCCUAUUGACCCGGAGGCCCCAGAAAACAGGCGGGCUAUUAAUGUAGCAUUUGUGUCCCAGUCGGCCCCAGACAUUAGAAGGAAAUUACAAAAGUUAGAAGGCUUCGAGGGGAAGUCAGUCUCUGAACUGGUAGAGGUUGCUCAAAGGGUUUUUCACAAUCGUGAGGAUCUGACCGCCGGACUGAAUACCAAAAUGAACCGGUGCGCCUACUGCAAGAAGGAGGGACACUGGAAGCGCGAGUGCCCAGAAAAGCCGGGGGCUCGGGCGGCGCCUGUGUUAGGAGAGGAAGCAGAUUGGGGCCGUCAGGGCUCUACCGGCCCCCGAGAGCCCCCGGUUGGGGGCCAAAAAGUGGACCUUCUGGUCGACACCGGCGCCACAUUUUCGGUCUUGCGGUGCCCAGUGGGGCCGGUCUCUGGGGUUAGGACCCCCAUCCAGGGGGCUGCGGGAAGAGUGAAGUCUUACCCUUGGACCAGAGGGCAGAUAACUGACCUAGGAGCAGGGUCAGUGACUCACUCCUUCUUAGUAAUGCCUGAGUGCCCAUACCCCCUAUUGGGCAGAGACUUACUUAACAAACUUCGGGCCACUAUCUCCUUUGAUGAAGGAAAGGGACCCAAAGUUCACCUUCAGGCCCCCGAGGGUGAGGGUAUAUUCCUCCUCACUCUCCCUUUACAAGAGGAAUAUCGGCUACACGAGGAAAUACCCAAGGUUCCUCCAGAGAACCACUUCCUCCAGGAGUUGCGAAAGGCCAUCCCUGGGGUAUGGGCGGAAGAAAACCCGCCUGGACUAGCGAAACAUCGACCUCCCAUUAUAGUCCAGCUCACCAGCAGCGCAACCCCAGUCAGAGUUAGACAAUACCCGAUAAGCCAGAAAGCUAGAGUGGGUAUAGCCAAGCACAUAAAGAGACUGAAGGAAGCGGGGAUCCUAGUCCCCUGCCAGUCAGCAUGGAACACCCCUUUGCUACCUGUCCAGAAGCCAGGAACAGAAGAUUUCAGGCCAGUACAGGACUUAAGGGAGGUCAAUAAGAGAGUAGAGACUAUACACCCUGCAGUGCCCAACCCAUAUACUCUUUUAAGCCUCCUUAAGCCCACUCACCAGUACUAUUCUGUUUUGGACCUAAAGGAUGCCGUUUUCUCCCUCCCGCUGGCACGACAAAGCCAGCCAAUCUUUGCUUUCAAGUGGAUGGACCCCGAGGAAGGGGAGUCGGGCCAGUUAACCUGGACCAGGCUUCCCCAAGGCUUCAAAAAUUCUUCCACCCUAUUUCAUGAGGCUCUUAACCAAGACCUCUGGGACUUUCACCAGGACCACACCGGUAUUACUCUGCUCCAAUAUGUCGAUGACCUUCUCCUGGCGACUGAAAAUGAAGAGGAUUGCAUCCAGGCCACACAGGAUUUGCUGAGGACCCUGGACCAUCUUGGAUACCGUGUCUCUGCUAAAAAGGCCCAGCUCUGCACAACCCGGGUAACGUACCUCGGCUACAACAUAGAAGGAGGUAAGAGAACCCUGUCCCAUAGUAGGAUCCAGGCCAUUCUCUCCAUCCCGACGCCAAAAACCAAGCGGCAGGUGCGGGAGUUCCUGGGAGCUGUCGGGUACUGUAGACUCUGGAUCCUAGGUUUUGCUGAGAUAGCCAAACCCCUUUAUGCAGCCACGGGAGGAAAGGGGCCAGACCUACGGUGGACUGAGGAAGAAGAGGGAGCUUAUCAGAAACUUAAGCAAGCCCUCGUCAGUGCACCCGCACUGGCCCUCCCAGACCUUGCCAAACCGUUCCAGUUAUUUGUGGCGGAGUCCCGUGGGGUGGCGAAAGGGGUGCUAAUGCAAACUUUAGGACCACGGAAACAGCCAGUAGCGUACCUAUCCAAAAGACUGGACCCUGUGGCAUCCGGAUGGCCGAACUACUUAAGGGCAAUUGCGGCAACCACACUGCUCGUGAAAGAGGCUUCCAAAUUAACCUUUGAGCAAGACCUACAGGUAGUGGUGCCUCACGCAGUUGAGUCAUUACUGCGAAGCCCUCCGGAGCGUUGGCUGUCAAAUGCCCGUAUCACGCAGUAUCAGGUUCUUUUACUGAACCCUCCCCGAGUUAGUUUCCUAAAGACUGCUGCCUUGAAUCCAGCCACCUUGUUGCCGGACGAGGGGGCUGAACCUCCCCUACACAACUGUGAGGACACAUUAACAGCCUUAACUUCGCUGCAGGCCGACAUCACUGACCAACCCCUGGACAGUCCGGAGGAAACAGUGUACACAGAUGGAAGCAGUUAUGUAGAAAAUGGUAUCCGGUAUACAGGGGCUGCGGUAGUCACCCAAGAUAGGAUUAUCUGGGCGCAGGCUUUAGGGCAAGGCACGUCUGCCCAGAAGGCAGAGCUAAUUGCCCUGACCCAAGCCCUAAGGUGGGGGAAGAACAAGAAAAUCAAUGUCUAUACGGAGAGCAGAUAUGCUUUUGCCACAGUUCAUGUACAUGGGGCACUGUACCAGGAAUGGGGGCUCUUAACCUCAGGGGGAAAGGACAUCAAAAAUGUACCAGAAAUCCUCAACCUCCUAGCAGCCGUUUGGGGACCCCAGGAAGUAGCAGUAAUUCAUUGCCGAGGACAUCAGAAGGAUGAUUCACCUGUAGCCCAGGGAAACCAAUUUGCAGAUCAAACAGCCAAGGAGGUGGCAAAAAGACCAGUAGGGCCCCUUGAGGUACUACUGGCCAUACCCCCCAGAGAACUGCCACAAAAGCCCACAUAUAACCCUGAGGAAAAGCAUCUUGCCGAGAGGCUGAGGGCUAAGGACGCCCCCAGCGGCUGGCUGGUCCUCCCGGAUGGGCGGCCUCUAGUGCCAGAGGUCUUAGGACGCACUAUCACCAUGCAGACCCACCAGAGCACUCACCUAGGGGGAACCAAGUUGGCAGAGUUACUAAAAGGGGAAUAUUAUAUCCCUGGACUGCACAAAAUCUCUAAGGACAUUGCCAAACGGUGUCAUAUUUGUGCCCAGGUGAAUCCAGGCCCCCCGGUAGCGGCACCCCCAGGACACCGAUUCCGGGGGUUGAGCCCAGGAGAACAUUGGGAAGUGGAUUUUUCUGAGCUACCCAUGGGACAAGGAGGAUAUCGGUAUCUCCUGGUUUUCAUGGACACCUUCUCCGGAUGGCCUGAGGCAUACCCAACCAGGACAGAGACAGCACAAGUGGUAGUUAAGAAACUCCUCUCUGAAAUUGUCCCAAGGUUUGGCCUACCACUAUAUAUCGGGUCCGACAAUGGCCCGGCGUUCAUCGCCAAAGUUAAUCAAACUCUAGUUAAGGCCCUUAGGGUAACUUGGAAGCUACAUUGUAUCUAUAGACCUCAGAGUUCUGGUCAGGUAAAAAGAAUGAAUCGGACUCUUCAGGAGACAUUGACAAAGCUAAAAUUAGAGACUGGCGAAAACUGGGUGAGCCUCCUUCCUUUUGCCCUACUCAGAGCUAGAUGUACUCCCUACAUAAAGGGGCUAACUCCUUAUGAAAUUAUGUUUGGCAGACCUCCCCCCCUCCUCCCCUGCUUACGAGAAGAGGAGCUUGCCCAGUUGUCUACCCAUAAUUUGCUUAAGUCCUUACAGGCACUCCAGAACUGUUCCACGUCAGUCCACCGGCUGGUGCAGGCAGUACAUAAAGAAGACCAGAAGCAGUCGCCCAUGGCUCAUCCCAUCUAUGUUCCAGGGGACCUGGUCUGGGUGAAGCGCCACGAUCCCGGUAGCCUCGAGCCCCGCUGGGACGGCCCGUUCCAGGUGAUCCUGAGCACCCCAACCGCAGUCAAGGUCGCAGGAAAGAGGCACUGGAUUCACCGUACCCAAAAAGGCUGA
This is a messenger RNA of Myotis brandtii (Brandt's bat), 4824 nucleotides long. RefSeq lists its product as uncharacterized. Gene Ontology annotation, biological process: DNA integration; virion assembly; proteolysis. The transcript is spliced from 5 exons. Lineage: Eukaryota; Metazoa; Chordata; Mammalia; Chiroptera; Vespertilionidae. Gene Ontology annotation, molecular function: aspartic-type endopeptidase activity; zinc ion binding; nucleic acid binding. The coding region runs from base 1 to 4824 and encodes 1607 amino acids. The record is from RefSeq and is a predicted model, not a curated record.